This is a messenger RNA of Sphaerulina musiva SO2202, 1950 nucleotides long. RefSeq names its product Protoporphyrinogen oxidase. Gene Ontology annotation, cellular component: mitochondrial inner membrane. Bases 39 to 1889 code for a protein of 616 amino acids. The transcript has 2 exons. Gene Ontology annotation, biological process: heme biosynthetic process. The record is from RefSeq and is a predicted model, not a curated record. Lineage: Eukaryota; Fungi; Ascomycota; Dothideomycetes; Mycosphaerellales; Mycosphaerellaceae. Gene Ontology annotation, molecular function: protoporphyrinogen oxidase activity, oxygen as acceptor.
CAGUCCGGCUUGAAAAUCGAGCAGUCUGCGAUGCGGCAAUGGUCUAUACCCGUCUCCCAUGUGCGCAUAGGCUAGCCUCCUCCGCAUGGCGCACACGAGUGUAUCCUCCGACCACACCAUUCCUCCCGUCUUACGAGGGCGGGAGACGAAUCUAUUCAACACCUAGCCACUCCCACGACGUUGCCAUUCUUGGGGGUGGCAUCACCGGCCUGGCCAGCGCCUACUUUCUUAACCGUCAGCAUCCCAAUGCCAAAAUUACGCUGUAUGAAGCGAAAGACCGCAUGGGAGGAUGGCUGGAAUCCAAGCGCGUGCCCGUUGAGGGUGGCAAUGUGUUAUUCGAAGCUGGUCCUCGAACCUUGCGGCCCCAGGGGAAUGGAGUCUUAGCAGCGAAACUGAUGCAAGAGCUAGACUUGGCCAAGGACGCCAUUUUCACUCAAAAAACCUCGCCUGCCGCUCGUAGCCGCUUUCUCUACUAUCCCGAUCGCCUCGUACGUAUGCCACACCCGUCCUUUGGCCUGGCAGAGAUCAUGUGGAGCUUGGCAACAGAGCCAGUGUUCAAGACUGCUAUAUGGGGCAUCGUGAAAGAGCCCCUCAGCCGACCGAGAGAUCCUAGCGAUCCUAGCCUACAAGAUGAGAGCGUAGGUGAAUUCUUCUCGCGCCGAUUCACCAAGUCGAUCGUGGAUAACAUCUUGAGUGCUGUGAUUCAUGGCAUCUACGCUGGUGACGUGUACAAACUGUCUGUCAAGAGUCUGUUCCCAAAGGCAUGGUGGGCAGAGGCCGAACAACGCAGUGUCUUGCUGGGCAUGAUGAAAGCAAGAUUAGAAGGCCCUGAGGUGACGAAGAGCGAAGCGGACUUCUUGCAGGAUAUGAAAAACUUCUCGUGGGAUCCGCUGCUUAAAAGCACCCUCAAAGACAACUCUGUUUUCACAUUCUCGGACGGUAUGGGCAUGCUAGCCGAAAGGCUGCAUGCGAAGCUAUUCGAGACUGGACGUGUUGAUUUUAAGACGAACACCGCCGUUGAGUCUAUCAAACAGGCCGAUGGCAAUGCAGGAAUUGAACUCACGACAGCUGGCUCCACGGAAUCACGCAAGCACACCCACAUAAUAUCUUCGUUAUCGCCAGAUCACCUGAACAAAGUAGCAGGGACCGGUCUAAUUGGGCACGUUCCUACGGUGAACGUGAUGACUGUCAACUUGUACUUCCGCACCCCUGACAUGCACGAGCCCGGAUUUGGCUACCUCAUACCGCGAGCGACGCCAUUCGAGCAGAAUCCAGAACGUGCAUUGGGUGUCGUAUUUGACACUGCUUACUCGCCGUCGCCAAGCGAUGUCGACACGAAAAACUGGAAGCAUUUGAGCGCGGGUGAGCUGAAGGCCGCGCGUGAAUCCGGGCAGAUCGUCAACGUGAAUGACUUCUCUUGGUACAAUAUGCCACAGACACCGAACAUGCAGGAUCAUGUCCAAAGCAGGGGUACAAAGGUGACCGUUAUGCUUGGUGGACACUGGUGGGAUGGUUGGCCUUCAUUUCCCGACGAGAAGGAAGGUUUGGCACUCGCUCGAUCUGUACUGGAACGCCAUCUCGGCAUCAAGGAAGAGCCAGAGGUCUGGCAAGUCAACUUCCAGAAGGACUGCAUUCCACAGUAUACACUGGGUCACGAACAAAGACUCAAGGAUGCCCACAACAGGAUCUGGCGUGACUACAAGGGUAGGCUGCGCGUUGCAGGGAACUGGAUGUCCGGAGUAGGCGUCAACGACUGCCUGCGUAGCGCAUAUGAGGUAGCCAAGAACUUCUCUGGCGACGGCACAGGACUUGAGCGCGUCGGGGAGGCCCGUACUGUCCGUCUGCCGCCUACACUGCCCGGUCCCAGCCAGAACAGGACUGAACAAUAAAUAUCUAGGUAACACCAGCGUUGUACAUAUAGGCAGCUAAAAUACACAAAGUACCUUACCU